Ceutorhynchus assimilis (cabbage seed weevil) is the source of this 4605-nucleotide messenger RNA. Lineage: Eukaryota; Metazoa; Arthropoda; Insecta; Coleoptera; Curculionidae. The record is from the annotation of a GenBank genome assembly.
AAUUAGUGCAGCAAUUUUUAACUUCAUAUUUAGAUACUUUACACGGAAAUAGGGGUUUAUGUUGAAAAUCUCAUUGCAAAGUAUUGUCCUGAUAUUAUUGCUCCAACUGUCAAUUGUUAAAACAAAGGAUCUUCUUCGUUUAUUCCGUCCAAAGCCAGACUUACCACAAGAGCUUAAUGAUUUUUUAACGGAUGUCCAGGAACACAAAAAAGACUUUGCCUUUAUCAGAAACGUCGCAAGAAAUCAAAGAAAACAUGAACAACGAUUAAGAGAGAACCAUAGAUUGUUUAAAGAAGAUAGCCAAGAAAACUUGAUUACGGAAAAUCCCUUUGAUGACAAAAACCACUUCGACAAUUUGCAAUCUAAGCAGCAUUUUUCCAAUGAUAUUCUUGGAUAUGACAAGCCAACAUAUUCAGAUGAAAAAUAUAGUAAAUUUAUCCACAGUCCAGUAAGAUUACCUAGAAAUAUGGAAGAUAAUUAUCUAGACCAGCACGUGCAACUUCAUUCCAAUGCAGUUAAUGGGAAUAUUAAAAGAUCCGGUCAAAAAUAUCCCAAUAAUAUGGUUCAUACUGAACAGAAAAAUAAAUAUCAUACUGGUUACAUCGUGGGUAUGAAUGAGGACGAUGGAUAUAUAGAUAAAAAUACAGGUUUAAAAGAAAAAAGAGAAGUGAAGAAAAAGAAAAGGGAGGUUGAAAUAAAUAUUAAGACGGAUGGUAAGUUAGUAAAACACGUCGAAGAAGAUCAGAACGGUCCAAAAUCUAUUGUACUUACUAUUAAAUCUGACAAUGAUAAUUCAAAAUUAGAAAGCCCCGAAGCAACUACAGAAUGUCCAGAUAUUAAUAUCACUCCAUCGUUAGAGCAAUCCAAUCAUAUUUUAAAAAACGAGAAUCCAGAUUUAGGACCUAGCAACAGUAAAACAAUCCCUAGCUUAACAGCGAUUAAAAAAGUGGGCGUACCCUUAAGUUCAGUAUUAGAACAACAGGACAUUAACAACCGAAAGAAAAUACAUGAAAUGUCCAAUUAUCAGGAUUUAAAAUUAAAAUUGAAAUUAAAUAAACAUAAUGAAUUUAGACCCAAGUUGAAUUCUGAGGACAUAGAACAACCAGAAACAAAUAAUCCAAAUUUUGAUCAAGGCAUUGAUAUCGCUCAAAGUAAUAUGAACAGUUUCGAAAAUAUCGAAGAAAAGCCUUUAUUUUUAUUCGGACCAGAUUUAGACAUGGACAAGCAACACAAUAAAAACCAAUUCGAGACGGUUCAAAGCUUAGUACUUGAGAAUACCGUUGUUACCACUGAUGGUAGCCAAAUCCCUAUUGAGACGCAGUCUGGAAUUAAAAAGAAAAGAAAUUAUUACGACAAUGUUUAUGAUGGAGAAGAAGCACAACCAAAUUCAAAUGCUAAAAGUACCGAAGUUGAUUAUUCUGAACCUUUGAAUCAGCCUCUAAGCGUCUUAGAUAUGCCAGUAGUACUUAACCAAGAAAACUCUUUACCAGAAUUUGUAGACCAAGAAUCUACAAUAGAUCCAGCAAUUGUCUCCAUAAUCACUACUGAGAGUAUUCUGGAUGUUCAAGUUCCAAUAUUGUCACUUAGUAGUGAACAAUUCAGCCAAACAAAAAGUUCUGAAGAAAUUGGGAAAGCUGUUGUUGAUGAAAUUGAAAAAGCUGAGGAAAUAGCAGAAAAAUCUCGCGAAGAUGGUAGAAAUGAAGGCAUAGAAAAUAUAAAUGAAGAACAAUGUCUAGAAUGUCACAAUGAAAAAUCGACGAAGAAAAAACACCAUCGUGAACACAAACAUAAGCAAACUCAUAACGGUAAAAAAAGAGAAGUUAAAAUGCAUCAUCAAAAAGCAAAGGAAAUUAAAAAUGCUGCUGGAAACAAAAAGGAUAAUUUAAAAGAUGAACAUUCGGACAAGGAUGCCUUGAGAGAUAGAAAACAUUUACCAGCUUUACCGAAAUACAAAAGAAAAUGGCUACGUCAACAUCAAAAGAAAAGAGUUGGAAGAGAAACAGACUAUUAUGAUUUGAAUAAGUAUUACGAUUCGCCUGAUAAUGCUUUCGAUUUUAUUCCAUCCUACAAUAAAAGAAAACUGAAAUCUGCAGACUAUGAAUUUGACCCACACUUAAUCCCAGAUAUUGGCAAUCAUCAAAAAGACUUUAAAAACUUAGUUGAACAUCCAAAGGCAGGAAAAAUUAAAAUAAUUCUUCCCAGGAAAAAAUAUAAAUCAGAAAGUGAUUAUGAAGAUGAAGAAGUCCCUAUCACAUCUAGUCCUUCGAAAAAAGUUCCUUCAAAGAAAACUAGGAACAGAUUUGGUGUUGAUCCUGGAAUAACCACAGAAGACAAUGAUGAUGACUAUGACUAUGCAGAUUUAAGCAGUGAUGCCGAGGAUGAAGAUGAUGAUAUAGGCUACGAAGAAGAAGAAAUUAAAGGUGCUGAUAAUUUAGAUAUCGAAGAAGCUAUAGGACAUAAUAAUAAAAAUGAACAUGAGGAUGACAGGUUGAAUUUUAAUAAUCAGAAGCGACUCUUGCCUGAUGUAAUCAAUUCCGAACAUACGACUAUUGCAAAAAAAGUUCGAAUUUAUUCAGAUAAUUUAGAUAAGGUUCUUAUGGAAGCUAAGGAUGAUUUGACUGCAAAUGCGCAUGCUCAUGGUGGUGGAAGGCAGAAAAAGAAAAAAAAAGGAGAACGCAAAAAGAAGUCAAAGAAUCAGAAGGGUAAGAAAACCUUGGGAAAUAAGCGGAGAAAAAGGAAAUUGUCAACUAGGGAAGGAAAUAACGAAGCAAAAUUGGAACCAAAACCCCUAACAAAUCAACAAAAACAAGACAUUUUUCUCAGGAAUAAUCCUGAAUUUCAACGUUGGCCGAGAUUCGUUCAAAACGACAAUCAAUAUCACAAAUUGAUGCGUGAGCGAGCUUUAAAUAAUCAACAGAGAUUAAAAGGGAAGAAUCAGCUAAACAACCAAUAUUCUCCAAAUGAAUAUUUUGUAGUACCUAGAGCAGAAUUUAAGAGAGAAGAAACUUCUGUUUCUACUGUGGUAACUACUACUACUGAAAGUGAGGCCACGUCAAGUACUCCAGAAGAAAUAAAUCUGAAAACUGAUGAGGCUAGUACCAUGCUCGAAACAACUCUUGAAGGGGCAGGCAAUACUGCUUUAAUACAAGCUGCUCAGGACAUAAUUCAAUCUGCCAAUCCUGAUCUGUUUGAUAAUACUGAAAGAGCUUCAACGAAUUAUUAUUUCACCACUAUUUCAGAUGAUUUAACACUAAACACUCAAUGCGACCAAUAUCAUAAAGACGACGAGAUAACCCCUUGCCCAGAGGAAAGUGCUACUCAUUGUCCGGCCACUAUUACAAGCGUUUUGCCAUUAAUACCAGAAUCCAAGACCCAGUCCUUUAACGUAUCAAAAGAUGAGUUUCUGGACUUAAAUGACAUAGUCGCGGGUACUCUGCCUAGGCAUAUAGCGUCCCAUUCGCUUUCCAUGGCAAGAGGAAAUAUCAGACAGGGGCUCAAGAGGAGUCAACUUAAUAUGAAUUUAGUAAUACCACACUUCAACAGCAGUGCAGCAACUGGUGAAAUACUAAACGAAAUGAAUAGCCUAAUGUUGAAACUUAAAUACCAUACUGUAUGUCAAGCUUUGCCAGCAAACCUGUAUAUGUACGUUAAGCUAAUCACGAAAAAUGAAAUGGACGAUCCAAUGGGAAAAUUGAAAGAGAUGGACGACAUUGAUUUCGAUGAACACCAGAGCACCUACAUGUUCCAUUCCGGUCAGAACGAAAAGAUCCAGGAUAAUGAACAAACAUUAAAAGAACUAUUAAAUAAAUACAAUAAUCUGCCACAGGAAUGUAAAGAGAGAGCCGAACCGGUGAGGGAAUACAUCGUAUCGCACUUGGCGAUGAUUGAGCAUAUGACAGGGAAAAAAGGCGAACUCACGCCGCGGGGUGAGGUAACGGAAUUUCCAGGAAGUGGAGGAAAUUCUAGCGAAACUAAGCCUAAAGUAAAGAAAGCAAUCCAUUCUUCAAAUUUUGAGGAUGCAUCUGAUUUAGACACUCAAAUGAUGGAAGAAGGACUGAAAAAUAGAAAUGCUGGUGCAAAUAAGAUAAUCGAAGAUUUAAGCAAAGUCGGAAUAAAAAAACGGGAAGUUGAGGAAAGUAUUACUCAUAUAAGCACAUCAACAUCGCAGCAAUAUGGAAAGUUGGCCAACGCAGUCAGGAAUGUGAGAAACAUAAGGCAAGUUUUGAAACGCAUAAAUCAAAUUUAUGGAAAACCUAAACCAGGAGAUGACAACAAACAGGUGAAGUUGUUAGCUGAAAAUGAGGAAAACGGCUUUGAGUCCCCACAAGUCAUUAACUUAUAAGUGUAUUUUUUUUAUAGUAUAUUUUUAAUUUUAAUUAAAAAAUAUAGUAUAUUGUUGUAUUAGGAGUAGAAGCUUUACUUUUUUGUGCUGAAGCACCAAAAAAGUGCUUCUACUCCGUAUGCAACACGCUAUUUUUUCUCCAAACAAAUGGGGUGAGCUCGGGGGUGACUGAAUGGUUGAGCGGCAGUAAAAGUACAAGCGGCACUAAAAGUACUUUUGCUGCCGCUCCAGCGUCACUAAAAGUACUUCUACUGCCGCUGCGG